Messenger RNA from Arabidopsis thaliana (thale cress), 607 nucleotides. RefSeq lists its product as uncharacterized. The coding region runs from base 35 to 502 and encodes 155 amino acids. Lineage: Eukaryota; Viridiplantae; Streptophyta; Magnoliopsida; Brassicales; Brassicaceae. The record is from RefSeq and is marked reviewed. The transcript has 4 exons.
ACACUCAAAACCAUAAAAGAUAUCGAGUGAAACGAUGUCAUUGGAAACAAAGAACACUAAGCGUGAUCUAUUGUACGGGAUUGACGCUCCAACUAGGACAACAAUUCCAAUCAAAGAUUUGGCUAAUGCUAAGCCAACUAAGACACAAGAGAAAGAUCUCUCCGAAGAACAUCCUCUCAACAAAAUGGGAAGGGAUAAAGGAUGGAAAAGGAGACUGAGGAAGCACGAUGUCUUGAUGCAGGAGAUGAGCUCAUACACACGAGCAACUUCACGGCGGCUGGCGGAGGAGAGAGGAGCAGAGGAGGGCGGAAGAGAUGUGAAUAGAUCUUCAGUGAAGAACCGGAACAAACUUCAAACCAACCACGACCAGAGAGACAGCAAGAGAAGAGUCAUUGGAAUCAGCUCUUCGGAACCACCCAAAGGCGAGACUUACGACAUCAAACUCUGUCAAAAGAGGAUCCGUGAGGAGGCCGGAAAAGCGCAAAGCGACGGUAACCGGUAGCAGAAAACAUAAGAGAAAGGUAAGGAAGCAAAUAGCAGAACCAAAAGUCCGACGCCGGCGAGCCACAACUUUAUCGGCGUCGGAAAAGAAAUGCGAAAUACAAGU